AUUUAGAAGGGAUGGUUUGUUGGUUGGUGGAGACGGCGGCCAUUACUGAGUGUUAGUGAGGGUGAGGCUGAUGCUCACUGCUACUCUGCCUCUUUACCAGCCACACAACACUAAUAUAUUCUCUUAACUAAGGAUGCCGGAACGCUAUCACAUGGAUUCAUACAAUAGUAGUUUUGGUGCAGGAUCUAGAAGAGAAAGAUCUGGAGGCAUGCAGAGAACAAGGGAGAUGAUUGAUUAUGGGCAUGGUAGCAGUUACAGUACACCAAGAUACAGAGGCGGAGGUUAUGGAGCAGGAGGUAGUGGCAGUGGCGGCGGCGGCAGCAGCGGUGGUGCUGGUAGUAGAGGCAAUACCAGUAGCAUCCUGGGCAAUUAUGGUGUAGGUGCCAAUACUUCAGGUUAUAACAGUACUUCCAGUUAUGGGGCUACACCCAACUAUAGUAACACUACAGGUUAUGGUGGAGCCUCUACUUAUGAUGGUGGUGCCAGCUAUGGUGGUAACACAUCUUAUGGUGAUUCUUCUAGUUACGGAGGAUCUUCAGCCUAUGGACAUGCUGGUUAUAACAGCGGGCAAGUGGUUAGCCCUUGGGAGAGUGGCAUGGCUCCUCCUGCUGCUGCUGGGGGAAAUCAAGGUGGAUUCUUACCUACUCCUAGGGGGUCUGGUGCAAGCUUGUUGGGAGUUGGUCCCCCCUCUACAGAUAUUGUUGGAGCUGUCAAUCAGCUUACUCAGAUGGGGAGCACAGAAUCAAAGCUUGCAUUGAAUAUCUUAAAUGCUGUCCUUAACAAGGGUGAUGAGAGACGGCCCAAUGUGGAUAUUGGACCUCCUGCCAAUAAGAUGAGGCGUAUGGAAUGGGAUGGGGGUCAGGGUAACCGCCAAGGGCGGACUCUUUCCUCUCCAGUGCGUCCGUCACCUGUACCUGUACGCAAGUUUCCACAACGAGACCACCAGUACAACCCUCGUCGGUCCUGGGACAACGAGUCUCCUCUCCGUGGUAGGGGUGGUCAUUCUUAUGGCUCAGCUGGACGUCACAUAAUGACUGAUAACCAGUUCAGAAAAACAUCAAAGAUCAAGAGGGGUAGACCUAGGCCUGAUACCAAGGAUAUUAAAGCUUCUGCAAAAGACCAGAAAGAGAAGAAUGAGGCUACACCAGCAGCAACAACCGAGGCAGCCAGUGGCCAGAAGGGAAACAAGCCUGAAGGUGAUGGGUCCUCAGCUUCAACUCUAUCUAAACAGAGUGGAGCUAAAGAUGACAAAGAUACAGAAACAAGUGAUGACAAAGAAAAUGCAGAGGAAAUGGAUACUGCUGAGAAUGAUGAAGAAAAGGAACUGAAAACCAAGAAGGUACAUUUCAUUAUGGUUUGCUUAAGAGUUUUAAUAUUUUGUUUUAUACCUAGCCAAAUGUUUUCAAAUAAUCUUACAUUUGCAUGUUCAGAUUCUCUUAUUAUAAGCAUGCCUUGUCUACCCUGUCAAUUCCUCUGAGUAUUUUGUAUAUGU
Messenger RNA from Cherax quadricarinatus, 1492 nucleotides. RefSeq names its product zinc finger protein on ecdysone puffs. NCBI's taxonomy places the organism in Eukaryota, Metazoa, Arthropoda, Malacostraca, Decapoda, Parastacidae. The record is from RefSeq and is a predicted model, not a curated record.